UAGAUAAGGCGAGAUCUUAAGUUCGCCCAGAAGAACAUACAUUUUUCGUGCGCCUUUGCAGUGUGUCGUUUUUCGCUAUGCGGCUGACAUCCUGCGCCCUGCAACAUGGAUGCCUGGUUGUGAAGUACGAGUUUCUGAAUCUUGUGACAUUUUUAAUGUACUUGAAGACAUUCAACAAAAACGAUGGAUUCCUAACACGGCUGCCGAUUCGGAUUUCUAGAAUUUAAUAGGCGUGUCCACAAUGUCAUCCAAGAGCGAGCUCAAGAAGCUCUCCGAGGAGAGCUUGACGCGGCAGCCGGAGGAGGUUUUCGACAUAAUAUGCAAAUUAGGAGAAGGUUCCUAUGGCAGCGUGUACAAGGCGCUGCACAAGGAGUCGGGGCAGGUGCUGGCCAUCAAGCAGGUGCCCGUCGACACGGACCUGCAGGAGAUCAUCAAGGAGAUCUCCAUCAUGCAGCAGUGCGACAGCCCCUACGUCGUCAAGUACUACGGCUCCUACUUCAAGAACACGGACCUCUGGAUUGUGAUGGAAUACUGUGGCGCAGGCUCAGUAUCGGAUAUCAUGCGGCUCCGAAAGAAAACCCUAUCUGAGGAUGAAAUUGCCACUAUUUUGUGCGACACACUGAAGGGUUUGGAAUACUUGCAUCUGCGACGUAAAAUUCACAGAGAUAUUAAAGCUGGCAAUAUUUUGCUCAACACAGAAGGGCAUGCAAAACUGGCAGAUUUUGGGGUAGCAGGGCAACUGACGGAUACAAUGGCCAAGAGAAAUACAGUCAUAGGAACUCCGUUUUGGAUGGCCCCAGAAGUUAUUCAAGAAAUUGGUUACGAUUGUAUGGCUGAUAUUUGGAGUUUAGGUAUUACUGGUCUUGAAAUGGCAGAAGGAAAGCCACCUUAUGGAGAUAUUCAUCCCAUGCGAGCUAUUUUUAUGAUACCUACCAAGCCUCCACCCUCCUUCAGGAAACCAGACCAGUGGUCUCCUGAAUUCAUAGACUUUGUCAGCCGUUGCUUAGUCAAAAAUCCAGAAGAAAGAGCCACGGCUAGCGAACUGCUUCAACAUCAGUUCAUAGGUAAUGCCAAACCACCAACAAUUUUGAGCCAAAUGAUAGCAGAGGCAAGGGAAAUCAGGGAAAAUCAACGUAGUCGAAAUAAUGCUAAACAAAAUCACAUAGACAAUAAAUCGGAUGAUGAAGGAAUUAAUAGCAAAACCAUGGUAGCUGGGGAUGCAGGAACACUAGUGCCUUAUAGAGACGCAAUUGACUCUGGAACCAUGAUUGAAAUGGACUCAGGUACACUUGUUCCUGGUGAAUGUGGCACUUUGGUGGAGCUACAAUCUGAUUUAGGUACUAUGGUUAUUAAUAGUGAUACAGAGGAUGAAUCUACAAUGAAGAGGCAUGACACUGGUCCAGGGGAGUCAAGCAAAAAAUAUAGGCCACUUUUCUUAGAACAUUUUGACAAGAAAGAAGCAGAAAAUGUGAAAAAUCAGGGUAAUGGCCAACUACCACAAUCACCAUCUCACAAUAUGGCAAUCAAUGAUCACAUUGCAUCACCAGUGUCUGAUGUACCUGUGCCUCCACAAAGGCUUCAAUCUCUAGACCAACACACUCAUCAGAAUAAUGAGAUCAAUGCUCCAACACAGCUAUCAGGUGAAGAAAGACAAAGAUUUCAGAGCCAUCUACAGUUGCAACUGAAUCAAAUAUCUGCAGUUGGUGGACAGUUGCAUCGAGUACCAUCUGACAACCACAAUCAUGGUGCUUGUCAGAACCAUCAUGAAAACCAAGCAAAGUUUCAACAAGCAUAUGUUGAUGGAGAUUUUGAAUUUCUUAAGUUCCUGAGUUAUGAAGAACUACAAACAAGAAUGGCAAGUCUUGAUUCAGAAAUGGAAAGGGAAAUAGAUGAGCUUCGGCGAAGAUAUCAAACUAAACGGCAGCCUAUUCUUGAUGCGAUGGAUCAGAAGAGGAAAAGACAACAAAAUUUCUGAUUUUCUUAUCUAUAUUUAAACCUCUGAUCUAACCUUUAUUGUACCACUUUGUGUGUGCAUGAGAGCUGUGAUGUGACAUGUGAACAGACUGUGUUCAUAUAUUUACAUAUAUAUAUAUCUAUCUAGUAAGUGUAUGGAGGAGUUUGAAAUUCAAUUGUGUUAAUGGAAUUUUCAGUUUGCCAUAAUUGUGAGUGUAAGUCUUCUUGUUGAGCACUAUAUGACAAUCCACUGUGUAGUUAGCAUUGGGUCUGAUACCAACAUAGUAAUUUGCAAUAAUUUUUUCUACGUGUAUGUUUUCAUAAUUUGUGUUAAUGUGUUUUGAUGUUUCUUUUGACAUGAUUGUCAGUGUGAGGUUAUAAUUUCAAACAAUUUUUAGUCUUGCUUUAAGAAGAAUGGCACUUUUAAAUGUAGUUCUCCAGAUUUAUGUCAGUCAUUUCCUUCACCAAAACCCUAUUUGUCUUGCUUUCUCAUUUGAUCAAACAUUUGAUGAAUUAUUUAUUGUUCUAUUUUGUUCUUGUUCUGUUUAUUCAAGUGUUUGGAAGGUUUUGUAUCUUUACAGCUUGAGGUUCAAUGUAAAAAAAACUAUGAGUCCAAUGAAUUGAAGUGUUGUGUUGUAAAUGUGAGCUAGGAACAAAUCAAAGGGAAAUCAGUGUAAUUUCAUAUCUUUGUUUAUCGGCCCAUGCUUUCUUCUGAUCUCUUAUUGUCCUUUUGCACUCUCCUUUACUUCUCGCUAUUUUAUUUUAAGAAUAUCUGCAUCACAUUUGAUUUCAUCAUUAAUUUCUUACUGGGUUCAAUGUAGUUCAUGUAGCUCAUACCUAACUGUUAGUCAUUUUGACUUCAAUCUAUAACAGUCCUACAGUUUUGAAUGAAUUUUACUAUCUUACUCUGUCAACAAAUUAUGAACUUGUCAUUUUAUCCUUGCACUAACUCAGAAAACAUGAUUUUGAUUUUGUUUUGGUUAGUGAUGUCCCAUAUCAAUUGCUAUACCUACUAUACCUGUAUGUACUGUAGUUGCUUUUGUGGACAGUGUCUGCCUGUCUUAGUGCAGUACAAUUAUUCCCAUAAUUUUUUUUUAUUAGUUUUACUUUCAUUUAAGUUGAACAUAUUCCUGACUUCUCCUUUCUUUUCUUUUGUGACUUUAACUUUUAUUCAAUGUGCCUGAGGCAAUAUUUUCUGUCAAGCAUGCCCAUUUAAAAAAAAAUUAUUCCAUAUUGAGCAAUUUUUCUUUUGUCAUGUGCUUUGACAUCCCAACUCUUCAAUGUUAAAUUGUGUUCUGUGUGUAUGAAACAGUUGUUAUCAACUUGUAGAACAAUGAUGUGUUUUGUCCAUACAUUCCUGAGCUAGCUUUUUACUUUGUCAGAGGUUUUUGCCAAAAAGUAUAUAUGAUAAUAUCAGAUCUUGUAUUUUGAUGUCACUUGAGCUAAUUGAAAUUGGAAAUGUGUUUACAGCUAGGCUGUUAGACAUAAAUGGCAACCCACUCAGAUUCUUCAAAUUAGGACCGGUUACUGGUUUUCCUGUCAUUGGUUGUUGUGUUCGUGCUUUUCAUGUAGGAAAAUCUUUCAAUUAAGUUAAUGCUGCACUCUAGUGGGUUGCCUUCUUAGCUGCAACUAAAUCAAUGAAAUGUGCCAUUUUGUACCUCUGUUGACUAAAAGAAAAAGUAUUUUCUUAGCGUUGCAUUGUUUUCAUGCAAUGAAUAUUUCAUUGUGUGCAAGGCAAAAAGCACACUUAGCAGUAAAAAGCAAAAGUAAAGCCAUUAUUUUUGUGUGCUUUAUCUUUAAAUUUCUAUCUAGUCAACACUAAAGAUGGUGGUGUUACAUGUGAACCCACAUGCAAGCCUUGGAUAGUAGUCCAUCACUAUUUUUGACCACUUAUGAAUUGUACUUUGGGGUUUAAUAGUCGUCAUCUUACUAAUCUGCAUUGAAUCCAUGGAUGUUAAUCUCUAAGCUAUUUGAAAUAGGUCAGUUUCUCAUCUUAAGUGAUUGUAAUUUUACAUUGUAUUAAGGGCAGUAAUGUCAUUGCCUUCUCAAUCUCAGAGCGAUUUGUCAAUUGAUUUGUUAAACUAUUGAGACAUCUUAACAGGUAUUGACCCAAAUAUUUACUUCACUACAGUACAGUAUUUUUCUAGGCAAAGAAAUAAAUGCUAGUAAAAUUUUGCUGCUAUUUUGAGAUGGUUGAGUUUUAAACUUACAAGGUAACAAGGGACUGAAGAAAAAAUAGUGUUAUAUGUUGAAUGUACAUCGUACAUUAUAAAUUGUUAACAACAAAAUUGUAAAUAGUGCCGUGUUGAUGAUGAAGACUGGCCUAGCAAUGAAAAUCUAGAUGCACUGGUAUUGUCUUCCUUUAUCCUUUGUUGGUUUGCAAUAGAGAAUCAGAUAAAUUACACAGUGUGUGUGAUACUUAGAUGCCAAUAUUGCAAGCUCAGUGCUGAUAUGUUACAGUAACAUAUUUUAGGGACAUGACAAAUACACAAUUUAAGUGUA
Thrips palmi is the source of this 4455-nucleotide messenger RNA. RefSeq names its product serine/threonine-protein kinase 3-like. The record is from RefSeq and is a predicted model, not a curated record. Gene Ontology annotation, molecular function: protein serine/threonine kinase activity; ATP binding. Gene Ontology annotation, cellular component: cytoplasm. Gene Ontology annotation, biological process: intracellular signal transduction; protein tetramerization; protein phosphorylation. NCBI's taxonomy places the organism in Eukaryota, Metazoa, Arthropoda, Insecta, Thysanoptera, Thripidae. The transcript has 12 exons. The coding region runs from base 242 to 1975 and encodes 577 amino acids.